Messenger RNA from Fraxinus pennsylvanica, 1413 nucleotides. Lineage: Eukaryota; Viridiplantae; Streptophyta; Magnoliopsida; Lamiales; Oleaceae. The record is from the annotation of a GenBank genome assembly.
AUGGCGGUUUCCGGCAAGUUUUCAGGCGAGAAUCAGACCUCCGGAAACUCGUCUUUCACCUUUUUCACCUCCAAAACCCCAAUUCUUGGACAGAAACUCUACAUCGUCAUAAUCGCGACUGUCGUCAUUAUGAUUUCCAUUUUCUUCUUCAUUUUCCUCUUCCUCCGUUGGAAUCGGAACUCUAAACGACGCGGCGUUGGUGAGAAACACGGUUCAGGUUUACUGCCUCCGGUAUGUAAUAAGAUCACGGAAAUCAAAACCUCGGAUCACGCUGAAAUAAAUAUAGUCGGCGUAAAAAACAAAGCGUUUAUUAUACCAAAUGUGGUAAAAGAUGUUGUAAUCGAGUCUAAGGGCAAAAAGGGAAGUUCCGAGAGCAAUGGGUCGAGUACUACCCGGAGCGAAUCGUCCUCUGCUAUGUCUGCGUCCACCGACGGGUUGGGUAACAUUGGGUGGGGCCGACGGUACAGUUUGAAGGACCUGGAAAUCGCAACAAAUCGAUUUUCGAAUGAUAAUGUGAUUGGUGAAGGAGGCUACGGCAUCGUUUACAGAGGUGUUUUGCACGAUGGCUCUGUUGUUGCCGUGAAAAAUCUCCUGAACAACAAGGGUCAGGCAGAGAAGGAGUUUAAGGUGGAAGUUGAAGCCAUUGGAAAGGUAAGACACAAGAACCUCGUGGGCCUGAUGGGUUAUUGUGCAGAAGGUGCUCAAAGGUUGCUAGUUUAUGAGUACAUUGAUAAUGGCAAUUUGGAGCAGUGGUUACAUGGUAUUGUGGGGCCUGUUAGCCCUUUGACUUGGGAGAUCAGGAUGAAAAUUGCCAUUGGGACAGCAAGAGGACUGGCAUACUUGCAUGAAGGAUUGGAGCCCAAAGUUGUGCAUCGUGAUGUGAAGUCUAGCAACAUUCUUGUAGAUAGGAAAUGGAAUCCAAAAGUAUCUGACUUUGGACUAGCCAAGCUGCUGGGAUCCGAGAAAAGCCAUGUUACAACACGAGUGAUGGGAACGUUUGGAUAUGUCUCCCCUGACUAUGCAUGUACUGGUAUGCUUAAUGAGAGGAAUGAUGUGUAUAGUUUUGGAGUUCUUCUCAUGGAAAUAAUUACUGGAAGGAGCCCAGUCGACUAUUCCAGACCACCCGGGGAGGUGAAUUUGGUUGAUUGGUUCAAAGGAAUGGCAGCAAGUCAUCGUGGUGAAGAGCUGGUCGACCCCCUCAUUGAAAUUCCUCCUCCUCCCAGAAGUUUGAAGAGAGUAAUUCUGGUUUGCUUUCGCUGUAUAGAUUUAGAUGCAAGCAAGCGUCCAAAGAUGGGGCAAAUUGUUCAUAUGCUUGAGGCUGAUGAACUUUCUUACCGUGUGGAACCUCGGUCUACUCUUGAUACUGCUUCUUCGCAUCCCAUAGCAACUGGCAACAAAGGAAAUGGUGAAUGA